AGGGUCGGAAACGGCGGCGAAGAAUUCCAACACACAAGAGGCGUGAACUAAAGCGUGAAAACUAGACACUUCAACGGAAAACUACUUCUCGACGUUACCAGUGAGGUCAGAUGGCCAUACAAAGGCUAAUUCGUCUGCGCAUAUUGUAACUUCCCACUGGUCUACCACUCACGUGGCGGUUACAACUAGAGUAGUCUCUCUGACAUACUGUAAAUCGUAGCUUUCUCACUCAUAGGCUGAAAUAUCUUGCAAUAUUUCAGCAAGUACUCUGGCUUCCUGUUUCUCUGCAUCUCCUUCCGGCUUCGAGAAAAACUACUGUUGUGUCCUAAUCACCUUGCUUUCGAUUAGCAUCUGACUGUGUUACUUCAUUGUACCGCUUCGAGUCGUAAUUUCGGAUUGCAACAACGGUAUCACGGUACUAGAAAACGCAAGAGGACUUAUUUAGUGCGGCGGUCUCUCUGGACGUUCACCCGCCAGUUAGCGCGGAGUGACAUUGGCGGACAGUGGCGAAUACGCGGUCACAUGACUGUCCAAAUAUACAGUCAUAUGAGGAGAGUUUUAACUGAGAUUAUUCACUCCAGAUUAUUCUUCAUUAACCACAACACGCUAAUACUGAGAAUGUAUCUUUCCAUCGUCAGCAUCACCCUGUCAUCCUUCCAUCAGUUCCAUGCCGCACCAAAAUCCGGGCACAGCUAGUCAACGGGCUUUUCGUCCCGUUGCUUUUCCGCCCACCCACAUUGAACCUCUACGUCGCUCACCACAGCUGAUGAAGCGACGUGAGUGUCAUGGUGAUUGUCUAAGCUGCGCUUCCUGUACGCAGAAAUGUAACCCAUUUAUUUGCGACAAAACAUUGCAAAACGGAGUAACGGGCGCUUGAUUUCUCAUCGAAAACACUAGGGGAGGGUUGGCGGCGUUUGCGACUGUCGGCGAUCGUAUUCUGUCAGUAUUACGAUCCGGAGUCGCCAUGGAGGGACAGAUACUUCGAGCUGUGUGUCUGACCUUGCUUGUGGGCGCCCUUCUAUCUUGUUCCGCGUCUGAGGCAAAUGAACGAUCCGAUGAGGUUGACUUCACCGCCACCAUACCGGAAACGGGACUCGCAAGAGACGUGGAGCAAGUCUUUUUUUUAGGACCAUCCACCACUCUUCGGGUCAUUGACGAAACUGCCCAGGCCGUCUACCUCCCCAGGGCCAACGAGAAUACUGACAUAAACGCGUCAGAAAUGUAUACGGUAGCAUAUCGCUACAAGAAUGGAGCAUGCGACUUCACGCAAAAAUUCCAGUUUAACGAUGCUUUUCCCGGCUACUCGACACCGUUGUGGGUUCGUGAGGAGCAGAGUUCGGCAGUGAUUCAGAAGGGAUCGACAGCAAAACGUGUGAUGUACACAUUUACGAAUCCUCCAGCAGAGUUUUUGAGUGGUGGGUUGAGUUUUUGCGUGCGCUUCAAAACGGUGUUGGCAUCUGAGUCGAGUUCGCAAACCAGCACGCCAAGUCCAACGUCAUCUGGCUCACCUAGUUCGGGAGAUUCAGGUAGUUCUCCGGGUCCAGUUGGACCGCGUCCCGAAGAUGGUGAAGAGGAAGAUGAUAAGAAAAACCCAGGUGUUGGUGCUCCAAGUGAACCAGAGCCAAGCAAACCACAUGGGGAUGGUGAAGGUGGACCUAGCGGUGGACCGGGUUCUGUAGGAGGCAGUGAUAAUCAGAGUCAUCUGCCGGGACAGCCUCCUAGUCACGCGGAUCCUAACCUACCAACAGAGAACGUUUCUGGAGGAGGCAUCAGCGAUUCGCCCGCCCCCACGCGUGACCGUCACGAAUCGCACUCACCUGAGGGUCCAAAGGAUGAAGGUGCUCAUGGUGGGGCUGGCAUCGACGAAAGUCAGCCAGACUCCCACGACAAGGGCUUGGAUGGUGAUCAAACGCACCAAAACUUAGGAAAUCUCAACUCUCAAACGUCGGCUGAUGUGCAGCAGCAUCCAGAAAGUGUGGAAAAGCCACAAGGUUCAGUCCCUGUGUUAGACGCAGAUUAUAAAUCGAAUGCGCAAACAGAGCCUCCUAUCUCAGGAUCCGAAGAAAACUUAACAGACGGUGUCCAACAUAAGGUGCCAACGCCGGGCACAAAAUCGAAACACACUGCUGACGACACGCGAGUGGAGGGCUCUGGUCUCACCACGGAAGAGCCAACGGGUGAGGAGCCAGGAAGGAGUCUCGGUGCAGCAAAUCAGGAGACCGAGAACGGAUUUCUGUCGCGGCAUCCUGUCAUCUCUCCUUCAGCUGAGGAUUCAAGUUCCAGUGUGACAGGGCCCACUCUCAUGCAGGAACAGGGAGACAAGGAAGAGGUAGAAGGAGGCACAAAGCAAGAGGCACAUCAUCAGGGAUCCGAAGAGCACCCACCUGCGAGCAGUGCCGAACAUUCUCCGCCUUCGAAGCCUCCAAAAGAAACGAAUGAGGCAAACGGGGACGUAGCACAUGCUCCAGUCGCUUUAGCAGAAAAGCACGAACAUUCCGACAGAGCACAAGUGCAUGUGCCAGCAAAUGCCGUAACCUCGAAUCAAUCUAUUGAAGACUCGCCAGCUGAGAAUACAGAAGCCAUAAAAGGGGGAAGCACGCACAAUGAAGCUGGGGAAGAGCUCGCUGUUGUUCUAGGGGAGAAGAGUGGUGCUGCUGUGCGGCGCCUCGCAGACGCCGCAGAUGUGGAGGAGGCGUACUUGACGAUUAUAGUGCACUCUUCAGCUUGGGGUUUCACUAGUGGAAUCACUACAUUGUCAGUUUUGGUUCUUGCGGUGACAGCCACAUGGUUGUCCGUUUUUUAGUUUUGUUUACCGGUACUAGCGCUGACGCCAGCUCGCAUAACGGGACCAGAGAUUUAGGCACGGCAUUCAUGGCUUUGUCACAGGUCCGAAUACGGGUGCAGAGACCAAUCCACU
Molecule: messenger RNA, 2917 nt
Organism: Toxoplasma gondii ME49
Lineage: Eukaryota; Apicomplexa; Conoidasida; Eucoccidiorida; Sarcocystidae
Product: Toxoplasma gondii family A protein
Exons: 1
Coding region: 965-2803 (612 amino acids)
Source: RefSeq, a predicted model, not a curated record